Molecule: messenger RNA, 775 nt
Organism: Cinclus cinclus
Lineage: Eukaryota; Metazoa; Chordata; Aves; Passeriformes; Cinclidae
Gene: ALKBH2
Product: alkB homolog 2, alpha-ketoglutarate dependent dioxygenase
Exons: 3
Coding region: 1-756 (251 amino acids)
Biological process (GO): DNA repair
Source: RefSeq, a predicted model, not a curated record
AUGGACGCGUUCGUGGUGAAACUGCCCCGCGGGCAGGCGGGGGAUGGCGGCGGCGCCGGGGGGAAGAGGCCGUGGCUGGAGGAGCCCGGCCCGGAGCGGCCGCCGCCGCGGGAGAUCCGCGCCGAAGGACUCAGCUGUGAUUACCGCAUCCUCUUCGGCAAGGCCGAGGCGGACGAGAUCUUCCAGGAGCUGGAGAAGGAGGUGGAGUAUUUCGAAGAUGACUUGACAAAACUGCACGUAUUUGGCACAUGGCACAAGAUUCCCAGGAAGAAAGUCACCUACGGAGACCCUGGUUUGUCCUACACUUACUCAGGGGUGACAUUCCACCCUAAGCCGUGGAUCCCGGUGCUGACCCGGAUCCGGGAGCGCGUCACCUUGGAAACAGGACACACCUUUAACUUCGUCCUUAUCAACAGGUACAAAGAUGGCCUGGACCACAUCGGGGAGCACCGGGACGAUGAGAAGGAGCUGGUUCCUCACAGCCCCAUCGCCUCCGUGUCCUUCGGAGCCUGCCGGGAUUUCGUGUUCCGGCGCCGGGAUCGCCGGGGGAAGGGAGGGAUGCCGGGCACAGGGAGGAUCACCCUGCAGCUGGCCCACGGCAGCCUGCUGCUCAUGAAGCAUCCCACCAACCUGCACUGGUACCACAGCCUGCCCCCACGCAGGAGGGUGCUGGCCCCCAGGGUCAACCUCACCUUCAGGAAAAUCUUGUCCGGGGCCAAUGUUCAGCCAUCGGGAUCUUUGGGCUAUGAAAAGUGAAGUUUUAGUUCCUGCUGGA